UUUUGUGGAAGAAACAUAGGAGUAUUUGUUAUACGAGUUGUGUUUAAUUGGCACUUCAAUGUGAACUAUGCGUUUGAGUGAGACGAUUAAUACCGUUAAUCGCGUUAAUUAAUUACCGAAGUGCGUUUAUAUACGAUGGAAGAUGAGCGUGUAAUCAAAGUGGAAAAGAACUGCAAUAAUAUAAUGACUGUUACCCCGUUUUCAAUUGAAAAUAUUUUAAAUGCGAAGAGUCUCAGUAGAAGCGGCGACGAUUAUUCGGACUUUCAAGACCGCGCUUUGGAUAUGACCAAAUCUGGACACAAAACGCCAGAUUCCUGUCCCGGAUUUUCCGGAUUCUCAUCGGACCCUAACGCAGCAGCCCAAUCAGAUGAGGUUACGCGCGAUGGAAACCAAUCCGGACGCAAGAAGAGAUCUCGUGCAGCUUUUACACACGCGCAAGUUUUCGAACUUGAACGCCGCUUCAGUCAGCAAAGGUAUCUAAGUGGACCAGAAAGGGCCGAUCUCGCUCACGCGUUAAAAUUAACGGAGACUCAGGUGAAAAUUUGGUACCAAAAUCGCCGGUACAAGACGAAGCGGAAGCAAUUGCAGAUGCAGGAGCAGAAUAUAAUGUCGCAGAAUGCCCGGAAAGUCGCCGUUAAGGUUCUCGUCAAAGACGACAUGCCCUUAUUCAUGCAGCCCAAAAACUUAAUGUACCAAAAAACGCACGCGUACGACGGUAACAAAUCGGAUUUGUUUCUGUACGACCCCUUCAAUAAAAAUUCUACUCAAAAAUACGGAUCAAAGACUUUACAGGAGUCCAUGUUGAAUUUGUGUCAGCAAUACAACAGUUCCUUACAGUUACUUCCAUAUUUCAGUUAUUACCCUAACAUUAUGAGCGGUAUGCAAACUAAUCAGGACGAGGACGGAAUUAUAGACACUAGAGAAUAGUUUUCUUAAUUGCACCCUUCAAAAUGUAUACGACCAAUUAAUACCAAAGUUCUUUUCGCAAUCACAGUGCAAUUUUAUGACACUUAGCGGCAUUUUGAUAACCAUAUUAAGCACCAAUGCACAUGAUGUAUUACUAGUCUUGUGGUAACAAUUGCCGUAGAUGUAAAUAGUAUUAAAUUAUCAUAAAUGUAGGUGAUCUUAUGUAUA
Messenger RNA from Photinus pyralis (common eastern firefly), 1134 nucleotides. RefSeq names its product homeobox protein zampogna-like. Gene Ontology annotation, cellular component: nucleus. NCBI's taxonomy places the organism in Eukaryota, Metazoa, Arthropoda, Insecta, Coleoptera, Lampyridae. The record is from RefSeq and is a predicted model, not a curated record. Gene Ontology annotation, biological process: regulation of transcription by RNA polymerase II; cell differentiation. The transcript is spliced from 2 exons. Gene Ontology annotation, molecular function: RNA polymerase II cis-regulatory region sequence-specific DNA binding; DNA-binding transcription factor activity, RNA polymerase II-specific. The coding region runs from base 136 to 927 and encodes 263 amino acids.